Anoplopoma fimbria (sablefish) is the source of this 2372-nucleotide messenger RNA. Its product is annotated as spermine synthase-like. Gene Ontology annotation, molecular function: spermine synthase activity. The record is from RefSeq and is a predicted model, not a curated record. Lineage: Eukaryota; Metazoa; Chordata; Actinopteri; Perciformes; Anoplopomatidae. Bases 150 to 1232 code for a protein of 360 amino acids. The transcript is spliced from 11 exons. Gene Ontology annotation, biological process: spermine biosynthetic process.
GCUCUGUCACUCCAUCACGGCCGCACAGUUCCUGAUUUGGCGUAGGGGGCAGUGGUUGAAGCAGUGGUAGCAGGGCCCUCCCUCUGUCUCUGCAGAUAAAUACUCGCAGCCUGCCUAUUUCCAGGCAUGGAUGACGGUUGCACUCAGACAUGGCACUGCGACAUUACACCCUCGACUUCAAGCUCUCUACGGCAGUGGACUCUGCUUCGACAGUUCCUGGUCUACUGUCCAUAUUUCAGGAGCAGGAAAUGACAGAGACUGUCCAUGAAACAAAUGGCCAUGGAUACCUUGGUACAUUUAUAGGCAAGAAUGGCUGGCUUGCUAUUCUGCGUGUGCACUCCCAUGGGCUGGUCACUGUUGAUCUGCAGUGUUAUGAAAAGGAUGACAUUGCACAAGUAGACAAUCUCUUAAAUGCACUGGAAUCGAAGCUAAAGGCUAUCUUAAAUGGCAAUAUUACAAGGAUUAAACGGCUCCCAGCCCUCAUACGAGGAGCAGAAGUGGACCGGUACUGGCCCACAACUGACGGCAGACUGGUUGAGUAUGAUAUGGACCGGUUGGUGUAUGAAGAGGAUUCUGCAUUCCAAAACAUAAAGAUACUGCACUCAAAGCAGUAUGGAAAUACUCUAAUACUCGAUAAUGACUUAAACCUGGCAGAGAGUGACCUGGCCUACACCCUUGCCAUCAUGGGUAGUGGAAGAGAGACUUUUACUGGAAAAGAGGUGCUGAUAUUAGGAGGAGGUGAUGGAGGCAUCCUCUUUGAGAUGGUCAAACAAAAGCCAAAGAUGGUCACCAUGUUGGAUAUUGACCAGAAGGUGAUCAACGCAUGCAAAAAGUACAUGAGAGCAACUUGUGACAAUAUUCUCGACAACCUGGAGGGAGACUGUUACCAAAUACUAGUAGAGGACUGUGUCCCUGUGCUGAAAAAGUACGUCCAGGAAGGAAAGACGUUUGAUUACGUAAUUAAUGACCUGACUGCAAUCCCAAUAUCCAUGGAGCCAGAAGAAGACUCUACAUGGGAGUUCCUGCGUCUAAUCUUAGACCUGUCGAUGAAGGUCCUGCAUCCAUCGGGGAAAUAUUUAACACAGGGUAACGCCGAGAACAUGACUGAGUCACUGCGACUGUACGAGGAACAGCUAGGGAAGCUCUCGUGUCCCGUGGGGUUCUCCAAAGAGGUGGUGUGUGUACCCUCCUACAUGGAGCAAUGGGUCUUCUACACCGUAUGGAAGAAGUAAAGACCUCCUCAAUUCUCUGCUGAAUCCCCAACAACUGGAAUGUGAAUGCUCGUCCCAUUACUGCUGUAGCCUUACCGGUGGGUUCAGACUGAAUGUCAGAUGAAAAUAAGAUGCAACACAAAGUUUGGAUUUAUCCAAUAUGUGGGCUUUAAAAAUUGUAAAAAAUCUGGAGAAAUUAAGCAAAACUAACUGUAUUUCCACACACUCGUGGCAGUAUAUUGACAAUUGAACGUGUGGUACAUCUGACUCACUGCUGCUAACAUCUGCACAACAACUGGCUUUUUUUGGUUCAUAAGCUCUGAUGCAAAACACUCCAGCAGUCAAGUUAGUGAGAGAAAAAUCAAGAUGAAAAUUGACUUUGCAUUCAGUCUUGGCACAUCCCAAAAUGUACAAUGGCGGUUUUCAUUUCCCAUCUCUAUUAACACUAUUCUACCCUAAACUGACUUCUCUUCCUUUCUGUUUUAGUUGUGUUUUACCGUUGUGUGCUGGCUACAACUUUUCAGUUGUAUUUUGUUUGUUUUACUCAAUUUGGAAUACAUUUGCAUGUACUCUAAAGGAACUGUUAGAUGUUUAAACAGUCAUUUGACACACUGAUGAUGUAGCUCAUCUCACAGCAGGCGUGUGCGCUCUCCUUUGGUUUUUGUUAAGGGUUAUUUACUCUUGAGUUACGAGCUCAUGACGUGUGAUAGACCAAUAUAAAGGCUCAGCACGGCUGAACUGAGUCGCUUUUAAGCUCUGUUUUUGUUACUGCCUCUCAAAUGUGAUUUGAUUCUUUCAGAUUGUAUCAACGCAAUGUGAUCACCCUGAGUGAGACUGAAGUGUUAAAAGUCCAAAUGUGUUUUAAAAGGGAAAAGAUUCCACCACUUUAAUGACACGUCUGUGCUUGUGCUGUUUUUAUGUCAUGUUUUAUUAGCACCUUUUUGAUUUCUCCAAUAUAUUUUAAGUUUUUUAAGGCUGUAUUGGGUGCAUGUAAAGGACGAUGAAUGUAGCUUGCAUAUACAGUACACAGCACGUUCACAUGUGAUCAACCCUGUGGGACUCAGUUACAUUUAUUUAUUCAAUAUAAUUUCACCAAAUGCUGUUCUGUCCCACUUGAGAUACUUUCUGUGACCUCUACAAUUAAAAGUGUUUUUUGGGGAA